AUGCGGCUGGCAUUCCACCGCCCAGAGAAACUACAAGGAGCUGUUGAGCUUACAAUAAAUUUGGAAGAUCACACCAUCAAAUGUAGAAGUUCCGAGGAGGGAAAGAAGGGACACCCACCGUCCGGCCAAGCUAGAGAUGAGGAGCCAGACGAAGCGAGUUUUGAGCGUAGGCGCCUCGGCGCGCUGCGCACGUCCCGCUGCGCACGCCCCGCCCUCCGCUCCGCCCGGGAAGGCGGGCGCCGUUUGACCCCGCCGCCGCGCCGUAGGUCAGGCUGCACGCCGCCGGCUGCCAUGGCGAACGUGUCCGAGCGGACGCUGCAGGUGUCUGUGCUGGUGGCCUUCGCGUCUGGCGUGCUCGUGGGCUGGCAGGCGAACCGGCUGCGGAGGCGCUACCUGGACUGGAGGAAGCGGAGGCUGCAGGACAAGCUGGCGAUGACUCAGAAGAAGCUGGACCUGGCCUGAGACCCCCGCGCCGUCGGACCCCGUGCGCCCCCGCGCGCCCAUCUCGCCUUGCGCUUGCGGGGACAGCGAUCCGUGACCCACAGGGUCUCCUUACACUCUGCCUGCAGCGCCUUGCUCUUUUUGGAGAGUCGGUGAGCAGUACUUACGCAGUUUGUCGAAGAUGGAUACAGAACACUGGACAGAUCUAAUUUCCCUUUGCACUGAGUCAAUUUUAUUUUCAAAAUAAAAAAGAAAUUAAACCUC
Molecule: messenger RNA, 705 nt
Organism: Suricata suricatta (meerkat)
Lineage: Eukaryota; Metazoa; Chordata; Mammalia; Carnivora; Herpestidae
Gene: MTLN
Product: mitoregulin
Exons: 3
Coding region: 1-462 (153 amino acids)
Biological process (GO): positive regulation of mitochondrial membrane potential
Cellular component (GO): mitochondrial inner membrane
Source: RefSeq, a predicted model, not a curated record